CUCUUUCACACCGAAAUGUCGAUGCUGUCAAAUACUUUGAAUAAAAUGAAUAAAUUGUUAGAGCCAAAGUAUCGCUUGAGCGGGAAGACUUUCUACAUGCAAGAUCCAAUGCUUCUGGCGAUCGAAGAUCUCGCGUCCCUCGGCUUUCGAAUGGCCGAUCGUUUGUCUGGUUUUGACCUACAUCAUUCCAUAUUGGCGCUUUACGGACUUGCCAGAUUUCAUGCAGCCUCCAUAGCUCUAUGCGAGAAAGAACCAAAGCAAAAGGAAAUGUAUUUGAAAGGAACAUUUAACAAGCAACAAUCAUUAGAAAUGAAGGAUAUUUUCAUUAAGAGUACUAAAGGUUUAGCAGACGAGAUUGCACACUGGCCUGAAGUAAAAAAAUACUCGGAAAAAAUUGCCAAACUCUCCGAUCACAUAUAUCAAAUAGGAAUAAAUGCAACUAAGCUUUGUAAGGAGGAAUUUAAUGUUAUUACUCAUGGUGAUUUUCACGUGAACAAUAUGUUGUUCAGAUAUAACAAUGAUGCCAAACCUAUUGAUCAUAUUUUUAUAGACUUCCAAGUGUGCGUUUACGCAACGCCGGUACUCGAUUUAUUAUUUUUUCUCAAUACAAGUCCUUCCUUGGAUGUCAUGGAAAACAAGAAAAAUAUUCUAUUGAACGAAUAUCUUAGAACCUUGUCGGCGACUUUGAAGCAAUUGAAUUGCAAGACGCACCCGCCUACAAUGGAGGAACUGAAAGCUACCAUAAAACGAAAAGCUAACUAUGGAAUGAUAAUAUUCUUCAUCAUUUUACCGUUUAUGCUGUGCUGUAAGACUGAGGCGAAAGAUUUGGAUGAAUUAUUGAGCAGUGGUAUAAAUCCAGGUUUCAAAAGCGAGAUUUAUAGAAAGUUAAUGAUAAAAAGACUGCCACUGUAUGAUGAAUGGGGUUUAUUGGAUCUCUAAUGUACACAUACUUAAUCUUUAGUGAUAAAAAGUAAAAAUGGAAAG
This is a messenger RNA of Mycetomoellerius zeteki, 984 nucleotides long. RefSeq lists its product as uncharacterized. Lineage: Eukaryota; Metazoa; Arthropoda; Insecta; Hymenoptera; Formicidae. The record is from RefSeq and is a predicted model, not a curated record.